AUGGAGGAUGCAGCCGAUGCAUCACAAACCACUAUGGAGGAUGCAGCCGAUGCAUCACAAACCAAUAUGGAGGAUGCAGCCAAUGCAUCACAAACCACUAUGGAGGAUGCAGCCGAUGCAUCACAACCACUAUGGAGGAUGCAGCCAAUGCAUGACAAACCACCAUGGAGGAUGCAGCCAAUGCAUGACAAACCACCAUGGAGGAUGCAGCCGAUGCAUCACAAACCACCAUGGAGGAUGCAGCCGAUGCAUCACAAACCACCAUGGAGGAUGCAGCCGAUGCAUCACAAACCACUAUGGAGGAUACAGUCAAUGCAUCACAAACCACCAUGGAGGAUGCAGCCAAUGCAUGACAAACCACCAUGGAGGAUGCAGCCGAUGCAUCACAAACCACCAUGGAGGAUGCAGCCGAUGCAUCACAAACCACUAUGGAGGAUGCAGCCGAUGCAUCACAAACCACUAUGGAGGAUACAGUCAAUGCAUCACAAACCACCAUGGAGGAUGCAGCCAAUGCAUGACAAACCACCAUGGAGGAUGCAGCCGAUGCAUCACAAACCACUAUGGAGGAUGCAGCCGAUGCAUCACAAACCACUAUGGAGGAUGCAGCCAAUGCAUCACAAACCACUAUGGAGGAUGCUGCCGAUGCAUCACAAACCACUAUGGAGGAUGCAGCCAAUGCAUCACAGACCACUAUAG
Molecule: messenger RNA, 696 nt
Organism: Saccoglossus kowalevskii
Lineage: Eukaryota; Metazoa; Hemichordata; Enteropneusta; Harrimaniidae
Product: early nodulin-75-like
Source: RefSeq, a predicted model, not a curated record